Pseudonaja textilis is the source of this 1355-nucleotide messenger RNA. Its product is annotated as zinc transporter ZIP1-like. Gene Ontology annotation, cellular component: plasma membrane. Gene Ontology annotation, biological process: zinc ion transmembrane transport. NCBI's taxonomy places the organism in Eukaryota, Metazoa, Chordata, Lepidosauria, Squamata, Elapidae. Gene Ontology annotation, molecular function: zinc ion transmembrane transporter activity. The record is from RefSeq and is a predicted model, not a curated record.
AUGCCAAGCCGCCCGCACUGCCGCUUCGGGAGCUUGCUCUCGGACCCCGGGAACCGUCCGUGGAAGAGACUCCGGGAGGAUGGAUUCUCCCACCGGAGCAACAUCCGAGCCGUCCUCCCGCAGACAAACUCGGGCCCUGCCCCGCGGACGGGGCUGCAACGGCUCUUGUUCCAAGCGCGCGUCAACUUCUCCUCAGACCACCCACCCCCGCCCCCCCGAGGCCGCGGACUCCUAGCCAAGGUCGUCGCCCCUCCAACAAGGCCACCUCGCGGGGCGGGGCGGGGGCGGCCAGAUGGGCUGAGCUCCCGGCCUGUGGUGGGCGGGCCGGAGCGGGGCGAGGGCUUAAAGGGCCGACCGGGGCAGCGCCAGAUCCGACGGGGCGCCAUGUGGUCUCUGCAGGCGCUGAAGCUGGGCUGCCUGCUCGCGCUGGCCGCGCUGCCGCUGCUCUGCGGCCUCCUCCCGGCGCUGCUGUUCCGCUUGCGCGGGGCCGCGGCCAACGGCGCCUCUCGGAGCAGGCGAAGCAUCCUGAGCUGCGCGGCGGGCGGAGUCUUUAUGGCCGCCUGCUUGCUGGACGUGAUGCCGGAUUCGCUGGCCGAUCUUCGGGACGAACUCCGUCGGCAGAGCCUCUCGACGGCCUUCCCCGCGCCCGAGCUGGUCCUGGCGCUGGGCUUCCUGCUGGUGCUGGUGCUGGAGCACGUGAUGCUGGACUGCAGCGAGCGGCCGGGGGCCGAGGCCACGCCAGUCCUUGAGCGCCGCCAAGAAGCCGCCGUCGGGGAGCAGCGGGCCGAGGCCGCGCCGUCGCCCUUCCGUUCGCUGGUGCUGGUCGUCUCGCUGUCGCUGCAUUCGGCCUUCGAGGGGCUGGCGCUGGGGCUGCAGGACACGCCGAGUAAGGUGCUCCGGCUGGCGGUGGCGAUCGUCCUCCAUAAGUGCAUGGUUGCGGCCAGCCUGGGCCUGUUGCUGCUCCAGAGCCGCCUGGCCUUGCCCUGGCUGGCGGCCGCCGUGGCCUGCUUCGCGCUCAUGUCUCCCGUGGGCGUGGGGGUGGGCAUGGCCGUGCCCUGCGGUGCCGGUCCCGGAGGGUCCCUGGCGCGGAGCGUCCUGGAGGGGGUGGCGGCAGGAACCUUCCUGUACGUCACCUUCCUGGAGAUCUUGCCCCAGGAGCUGCAUCUUCCCUCGGGCCGCUUGCCCAAAGUCCUCGCUCUGCUCCUGGGCUUCUCUGGGAUGGCAGGGCUGCGCUUCCUUGGCUGAGCUGUGCCGGCCCCCCGGACGGUGGCGCCUGAGCAAAGGCAGGCUGUUCCUGGGACACCUCGGGAACCUUCAGCGGUUUUAUUAAAUAGGUUUGUAUUUGUCAAGAACAG